This is a messenger RNA of Stylophora pistillata, 2603 nucleotides long. RefSeq lists its product as uncharacterized. NCBI's taxonomy places the organism in Eukaryota, Metazoa, Cnidaria, Anthozoa, Scleractinia, Pocilloporidae. The record is from RefSeq and is a predicted model, not a curated record.
UUUCCAUCUCAGCAAGAAAAGAGAAUUUUUGCACGUACACCCCAGGCUGCAGAUGUUUGCUCAGUUUCCGCUCGUCACAAGCCAAAAGAAUUGAUCCCGUCGCUGCUCAUCGUUUCAAGUCAUAUUCACUUGAUCUGACCACUCUGAGCUAUUUCAUUCAGUUUAUACUUAUCAUCGUCAUGUUCAACUGGUUCAAAUUCAUGCUUUCCAUUCCUCGGGAGAAGCCGCUGACCAAAACAGAAAGAUUCACUCAGUGGUCCUGCUUACUCGCGUACGUCAUCGGAGGCGUUAGUAUCCUCUUCGCCCCCCAGCUUUGGGCUAUGAUAUUACGGUUGCCGGAACUUCAGGGCCGUUCUGAGGGGUACCUUCGCUUGGUGGGGCUUGGAGUAUUUGAGAUUGGUUUCAUUCUGUUGAUUGCAGCUCGCUCCAAUCAUAAGAUGUCCCAACACCAGGAAUGUCUGACCUCAGUUGUUGGUCGCCUGCUCUUUGUUGAUUCAAUAAUUACAAUGAUGAUCCUCAGAGGCAUGCUGCCUCUCUCUAUCGCCCUGUUUUUCAUGGUCCUUGAUUCGUUCCUCGCUCUCAUCACCCUAGUUCUUUGGUGCCGUGAAUCAAACAGAGCCUCGAUUGUUUCUUUCUUUAGAGAGAUCUCCACACCACUUCUACAGCCACGUAAACCCCUGACAGCUGGCUCUACGUUGGUCAUUUACCUCCUCGGGAUCGUCCAGUUAUUUUUCUGGCUUGUGUUUGUUGUCAGGCCUGAUUUUGCACAGCGGAUGUUCCAUUUGGAGGCGUUUCAGGGAUAUUCGGGAGGUUACCUGGCCUGUUACUUGUUCCUUACAUCCUUGCACGGCUUAUACCACGUGGUGGGUGCCAGCAAUGUCAAUCAUUGUUUAAGCCUCGCUUUCAUCAGCUACCGGGUUUUGAUCAACAUGCCAGUGUUUGUUAUUUUGUUUCUUGUUGAACAGAUCGAACGGAAUAUCUUUGUAGUUCUGAUGAGUUUCGAUGUGUUUUAUUCUGUUGUGAUAGCUAUUCCUGUGUGGCAAGAAAAGCGAUUCCAACCGAACAGCGAAAGUGAAGUGAUAGAAAUUUGACUGAUUUGCAGCUCGCUGCUGGAAAUUUUAAACAAAUGUUAAACUUUUGAAACAACAACGAGGAACCAAAAAUGGUGUGAGCUGCAUGGCAAUUUGUUAUAUCUUGUUGGCACUCUCUAGCUUCUUAGUAUAUAAACAGAUAAAGUGAAACCUGAAAACCCUCGGAAUCUUUGCUCUUGUCUCUUGUCAUCGAGAGUUUCGAUGUGUUCUCUUUGGUUAUGAUAGCUAUUCCUGUGUGGCAGGAAGAGCGAUUCCAAUGCAACACCAGUGAACUUUACCUCUAUUAAACGGUAGUUUUCAAUUCAUCAACGCUGAACUCAAACAUCGGGCAUGCGUAAGGAGAUCAAUUCUGGCCACCCGCGCGCCAAUUUCCCGCGCAAAAUUUCAAAACAACACAGGACACAGGUCAUUGCAGUUAUCACCAACCUCCUCAGGAAUUUUGCUUGGCAACCAUGGAGCCUCUAUUUUUCAAUACACUUUUAAUGCUCUGAAUCGUCUGUGCGUAAAACUGCAAACUUCAAAAACGGCGGUUUGCUUUUUAAGUGAUAAAAUCAAAACAACUGAAGUGUUUUUCACUGUUUGUAUCGGCAUUGGUUUGUUGUCAACAAGGCGUGGCGGCAACCUUGUAUUCAAGUGGUUCGGUUUCGUAACAACUGUUUUGGAAAUCGUUUCACGUAUUGUUAGUUGAAAGUCGCCGGUAAUUUGAAUAUUCUUUUCAAACUUUGCGUCGCCUAUCAGAGACGCCGGGCGAAAGAAAUGAUUCCAAGCCCCUUAAAAACCCGUAAAGAAUACCAUUCAUGAAAAAAACAAGCGUCGUUAUGGACAUAGUGAAGAACGUUAUCUCGCAGGGCGAAUCUCUCAGAACAGUUAAAAAGUUUCGAAGUAUCUAUGCUAAAUCUAAGUACCUCAUCAGACAGGGCAGAGUGUUUUUAAAAGCAAAAAAUCUUCAAGCAUGAUUUCUUUGUAAAAUGGGCAAAACUUAUUUAUGGGAGAUUGAUAAACCAAAGCCUAUUAUGAAUGUUGUUUUCGAGGCUAAAUUUGCAUUUAUUUCUCUUGGGUGGUAACUCACAAGCGGUCUGCCUAAAUGACCUCGCGGUAAAUUCUUGUCUUGUUCAACAAGUAUUCCGAUUCUCUCUUAUACUAGCUGUUUAGUUUGCCACAUUUUCGUGAGUUACUUUUAAGUUCUAAGUAAUUUGUGUUUAAUUAUAAGAAUCCGACAGUUAAAGGUUUAGAUUUGUUUGUAAAUCUAAGAGCACAAACACUAUGAAAUAAACAAUGAUAUAUGAAAAGAUUUUCUUUCAUGACCGAACCUUUCAAACAAACAAUAUGAAGACUUUCAUGACCGAACCUUUCAAACAAACAAUAUGAAGAAAAUCUAGUAAUAUUCUUCAAUGAACCCCGCACACACACGCAAUAUAGCACAUAUGACACCGCACUUUUCGAGUUAAUCUCCUAAUUUGGCACAAAAAAAAUUCUCUUUCUAUUGCAAAGAGUAGGCCUUGUUAUUGGCAA